This is a messenger RNA of Gigantopelta aegis, 721 nucleotides long. RefSeq names its product exosome complex component CSL4-like. The record is from RefSeq and is a predicted model, not a curated record. The transcript has 8 exons. Gene Ontology annotation, biological process: RNA processing. Gene Ontology annotation, molecular function: RNA binding. Gene Ontology annotation, cellular component: cytoplasm; nuclear exosome (RNase complex). NCBI's taxonomy places the organism in Eukaryota, Metazoa, Mollusca, Gastropoda, Neomphalida, Peltospiridae. Bases 81 to 674 code for a protein of 197 amino acids.
AUUAGCCGUCAAUCUUUUUCAGUGUUUGAAGUGAGGGUGGGACUAGCAUGACGCAUUAGGGUUAAUAAGUGUGGCAGACCAUGCAUGCCAAGGCAACGUUUCAUUUGACAUGUCAGCGUCUGUGUCGUUUGGAUGACGACUUGUUGCCAGGUGAUGGAACAUACAUAAGGAAUGGGUUUGUCUACUCCAGCUUAGCAGGGUUUUUAAGAACAGGACAGCACCAAGGCAAGAAGACAUUGGAAGUGUAUACAGUGACACUGAAGAAUAUGGUGCCUUCAGUUGAUGCUCUAGUCACAGGAAGGAUAACGAAUGUUAAUCCUCGAUUCUGCAAGUGUGCAAUCUUGAGUAUUGGGAAGACUCCACUUCGAGAAACAUUCCGUGGAAUGAUCAGAAAAGAAGAUGUCAGAGCCACUGAAAAAGACAAAGUAGAAAUGUACAAAUGUUUUCGUCCUGGUGAUAUUGUCAUAGCCAAAGUUCUGUCUCUUGGUGAUGCUCACUCAUACCUGCUGAGUACAGCAGAGAAUGAACUUGGAGUUGUGGUAGCAAACAGUGAAGCAGGUGUGCCCAUGGUACCCAUAAGCUGGUGCAAAAUGCAGUGUCCAAAAACUCUGCAAGAAGAACACAGGAAAGUGGCCAAAGUUCAGUCUUGCUAUACAGAAACUGUGCCAGCAUGACAUUCCCUCAAAAUACUGAAACUGUAAAUAAAUUCUUUUUUCAAAAA